UCGUAUAAAAUGGCGUUCAGGUGUGUUUUAGUUUUUUCAGGGAUGAGCGCAGUAAGUGAUGCUCUGCUGCUCUCUUGUGUUUGGAUCUAAACAUUCAACCUGAAUAUUAUGCGUUAGCUUUAGCUUUAGCAUUAGCUUAUAAAAGAAAUAAGCUGACGUGAAAAAAUAAUAUAAACAGCCGAUACUGUUUUAACUGGUGUGAUGCGAGAAAAUAAGAAAGCCUUUUGAUUUUCUUUUUUUCUGUUUAACUUUUGUUAAAGUGAUCAAAUGGCAUGCGUUUAUAUUGUAGCUCAAAACACUGAAAAUGAAAUGAAGAUAGCUAAAGUUAACGUGCUGGAGAAAUGUUUGUAUUUGUUUUUAUUAUUAUUGUUAUUAGAGAAUUAUCUUUUUGGAGCUUCUAGUUGUUGUUGUUUUUUUUUUUUUUUUUUUUUUUUUUUUCUUUUCUUACAGCAGUAAUGUAAUGACGCCAUCGUGGACACGUCGAACUGGAGUUAAGUUUAUUUGUACCUAAACAUUCUAUUACUGUUAUGACGACAUACACUGGAACUUAGUCUUUUGCUGCUCUAGUCUUUAAUUCUUGUUUGCGACUAGGAAAAACAAGGUAUCUGUCUUACCAUGAAGGUAAAUCUCUGUAGAAAUACAUAAAGUAAUCAUUAAUAAUUAAUUUUACUUAUGUUGCAGUUUAUAUCAGAAAAACAUAUUUCUGAAACAUCUCUAAUAACGAUCUUCUCUAUUAUUUGUUGUUCAUGACUCUUUCCAUCUACAUGCUACUGUUUGAGUCACUGCAGUGGCAAAUGUGACAAGAAUGGUCACUGAACAGCAGUAUAUGAACAUGACUGGUCUUCUCUGCAUGACUCUGCCACUGUUGGAGCCACCACAAUAGUACAUGUGGGUCAUGUGACAACAUUAAAUUAACACGGUAAGUUCAGUUACCCAAAUUUUAAUGGAGUAAAAUCAGAAUGUUUCAUUUAAAUUAAUCAGAAAAUGUAUCUCUUAUACUGGUCUUCUAUGUUUCUGACUCUCUUCAUCUACAUGGCGCUGUUUGAGCGCACCGCAAUGGAAAAUGUGGCAAGAGUGGUCAUGUGACAGCAUUAAAUAAACAUGACUGGAGGAUCUGGACAAUGAAGAAGAGACGAGGUCUGGAUUGCAGCUACUCUUCACCCAAACAGUCUAACAGAAAGAAGGGGUGAUUUCCUUUUGGAAGUCAGUUGUCCCUUUUGACCCCAGCAUGUAUUGCUAUAACCUGUUUCAUCAAACCAUAUAUAUCAGAGAAGAUUCAUGAUGGACUUUGCUGUAAAGAUACAUUAAUAUUUGAAAAGAAGGACUUUAUUAACCCCCCGGAGCCAUGUGGAGUAUGUUUAUGAUGGAUGGAUGUGGAUGGAAGCACUUUCUUGAGCUUAAUACUCGUUGGUAUCGCUCACUGCCAUUAUAAAGCUUGGAUGCGUCCGGAUAUUUAUUAAUAUAACUCCGAUUGUGUUCAUCAGAAAGAAGAAAGUCAUAUACACCUAGAAUGGCUUGAGGACAGAUUUGUGUUGGACAGUCCCUAUGACAACCACUGACCACUGCAAUCGACGUCUAUAUGCAACAACAGCACAAAUUUCAUUUGUUUCUUGCCUGUGGAACCAACUGGAAUCCUUGUGUAAGUGGAAAAAAUGCCAAACAAAGCACAAGAGGAUGCUGUGAUCAAUAUGAAAUCCGUGCAGGAGAUUGCUAAGCAGUUAGGGUUUGAAUGGACCGUUCUGGCAUUUGAACUUGGAUUCACCAGAAAUGAAGUCAGACAGUUUCAUGCAACAUCCAAAGAAAAGAGGGUUCAGGCUCAGAGAAUGCUGGAAUCAUGGUAUGAGCGUUCCUGGGACAAACCAAACAAAACCAAGCUGCUGCAGGACGGUCUUGAGCGGGCGGGCCGUCGUGACCUGGCUGAGAGGCUGCGCUGCCUGCACUGGGGUCACCAAAAGCUCAGCCGCAGAGUCGAGCUGCCUUCUGCCUUCCCCUUCAUCAUUACCGUCCACAAGACUAUAGACAACAAAGACGCCUUGAGCAGGAUAAAUGUGCUUAAUCGCAGUUAUAACUAAAAUGGCAAAGAAAUUAAUGUGAGCUAAAAGUCUGAAACUACUAGUGAAAAUGCCCUUCACUUAGGGAAAAUUGAUCUACAUUUGUAUUCUAAUUUAAUGAAAUAUUUUUCAUCAUAAAUGCUAUUAUCAGACAAUUAUUUGAAAAAAGAAUGUCAUUUGGCUUGUCUCUCUUUUGCUUCAAUCUCAGCCACACUCUAGUUAGCUGCCUGAACUUUACACAAGUUUGUGUAAAAUCUUAAGCUCAAUUUAUCCAGCAUGAUUUGAGAAUGAUCCAACUUUUCAAUGUGGCCUCAGACUUUUGGACCCCACUUUACAUAUUCACUAGUACUCAAUAUAGUUUUAAUGAUUCAGUGCUUUUUUUUAAAUACACACCUCAUGAAACACUUCUUCUGUUACCAAUUUCAUGAAUUAAACUGAUUCAGUUCACUCUUCUGUCAUUCAGUCGAACCCUCAUACAAUAAAUUUACAUUUACAGUAAAAGCACAUUGCAUUUACUCACGUGUUGUUCUGAUAAUAAAAAGGUCAUAACUGUCUCUUUCUCAGUCAGAGUUGUAAGCGCUAGCCCUUAAUGCGUUCAGGCAAAACUGCAGUGCUGCUUUAUUGACCCUAUCUGCUUGAAAAGCAGUUAAAUAUACUUAAAUUAAAUGAUUCACAACUGUCCAGUAUGCUUCAACCUAAUAUCAUUUUCAAAAUUAUAAUAAAUCCUGCCUGAGCACAGAAGACAAUUUUAUUGUACUUUAUAAGUAUUUUUUAUUUGAAUCAUUUAACAAAUAUAAUAAAAUUUUAAUCUAUACACUACAUAAAGAUUUGAACAAACCAUCACAGCAAGGACAGUUGUGUGUGUGUAUAUAUAUAUAAUAUAUAUAUAUAUACAGUAUACAUAGACACAUACAUACAUUAUAUACAUAUACACCAUGGGUGUCCUGGAGGGCCACUGUCCUGCAGAAUUUAGCUCCAACUUGCCUCAACACACCUGCCUGCAAAUUUCUAGUAUGCAGUGUACGUUUACAUGACAAACAUGUACUAAAAACAGAAAAGUUUUUCCUUGUCAUGUACAGGCAACAACGUUGUCAAAACAAUCCCCGUUUACACAGAUUAAAAAUGCUGUAUUAUGCUGCCAGGCCAAUAGUUGGCAAUGUCACUUUGUAAAAAAAAAAAAAAAAAACUACGUGUCUAUAGACUGAACAUGUAAUACGUAUGCACAUGAGGUCACUGUUUUCACAAAUUCAUGUUUUUUAGGUUACAUGUAGACGAUAACACUAUAAUUUUUAAAAACUUGCGUUUCAGGUCCCCAAAACGCUGUUGUCAUGCAAAUGAAUGGCCAAAAUGCAUAAAAAUGUUAGUUUAAAGCAACGUCUUGUAAACAGCCCCUAAGACCUAGAUUAGCUGGUUCAGGUGUGUUUAACUGGGGUUGGAGUUAACUUUGCAGGACAGUGGCCCUCCAGGAGCAGGAUUGUACACCCCUGAUAUUGAUGGAGUAUUUUAUCCAUCCUAUAGAAAAUAAUUGUAGAAUUAGUUUGCUUACUAUAAAAGCUAGAAGUGUUUUGAGGCCUCAUGGCCUAUGUGACUAUAAGGGUCAGAUGUGUCUGAGAAGUUAACUUGGCCACUAAGCAUAUUUUGUUGGUAAUUUUCCACCAGACAACAGGUGGCUGUGAAAUGAAUAAGAUCAUUAUUAAGAGUGUCAUGUGGAGGCUUCUUGCCUCCGGGGAGUGUUGAUUGUUUUUGAUACAAGGUUUCAUUUAGCCUAUGAGAAAGGGUUGACCAUCAAUUGGCAGAAUUCCACCACGAGAGAUAAAGUCAAAAGAUGUAGACUAGUUGGCAGUCGGCCACCCUUACAAAGAGAAUUAUCUCUUGCAUAAGCAACACCUGCAGUUUAAUUGGUGAAGUGACUGUUGUAAAAAUGUUGGGGAGUACUUGGGAGACUCCAGGAAGAGAAAGGGAGGAGAGCACCUGCAAGUGAGAAUAUGGGAAAACUGUAAGGGUGGAUAUUACCAGCCAAUUAUACUACUUUGGUGUGUUUUAAGAGAUAAGAAAAAUGUAUAAAAACUGUGCCCCGGCUAGAGAGAUUCAGAUGUGCAGCUGGCAUCUCACUUUUGUGACACUGUCACAUAAGACACGUGUUUUAACCGCUCAAUAUAUAUAACAUGAUGGUUUUAUGUAUAUUUGAGUUUUAUUUGGGUUACAUGUUGUCUUAGCCAUUUAUUCCUCUUACUUAUUUUAAUGUGUGUAUGUCUUUAAAUGUGUAUGGGUCUGCCUGUCAUGUGACUGAUCACAUGACAGGAACCAGGAAGUAAGCCAGCAUAAAGGAGGCAGCAUGGCAAACAAUCAAUCUCUCAUUACAAACAUACUAGCUGGACUGUGGAGUUACAUUUUAUGGACUUACCUUUCCAGCAAAUCACAUCACUCUUCGUUGGAUUAUCACUUCUGUGGACUUUGUAUAUACACCAGUGGACACUUUCACAUUGGGACUUACAUCACGCUAGGAUUCUUAUGGACUGUUUUAGGGUAUGGUGCAAACGGACUCCACACUUUUAACAGCCUAAGUUAUUUUAGUUUUAUUGUGUUGUUUUAAGUUCCUUGUGAAUAUUGUAAAUACACCUUAUUUAUUAA
This is a messenger RNA of Ctenopharyngodon idella (grass carp), 4682 nucleotides long. RefSeq lists its product as uncharacterized. Gene Ontology annotation, biological process: signal transduction. Gene Ontology annotation, molecular function: protein binding. The coding region runs from base 1653 to 2072 and encodes 139 amino acids. The transcript has 9 exons. The record is from RefSeq and is a predicted model, not a curated record. Lineage: Eukaryota; Metazoa; Chordata; Actinopteri; Cypriniformes; Xenocyprididae.